Molecule: messenger RNA, 867 nt
Organism: Wallemia ichthyophaga EXF-994
Lineage: Eukaryota; Fungi; Basidiomycota; Wallemiomycetes; Wallemiales; Wallemiaceae
Exons: 1
Coding region: 1-867 (288 amino acids)
Source: RefSeq, a predicted model, not a curated record
AUGCGCGGUUUGAUACUAGCAGGAAUAGCAGCACUACUGGGGCUAUCGCAGCCAUCACAAGCAAAGGCCUUUAACGACCCAGCAGAAAAUGGCGGGCGGUGGCUCACACGAGCCAACAGUGAUGACGAGGUUGGCGAGCCACUGAAUAUCGUCAUUAGCGGCGACAGCGAUCCACUAGUGAUGCAAGUGGAUGACUCGACGCCUGGUGGAUUCUACACGUACUGGGACUCGCUUCACUUCCAGCAAGAAUUCGCCGGAAUCCACUUGGGCGGCGACCAGCUAGCGAAUGUCGGCGAUGGACUGGUGGCCCAGCAAGGCAUCCUGCGCUAUAAUUACAACGACCGCAAUGGCGGAACGCUGUAUGAAUCGAGAAACGGCGGUAAUCAUAUUCGCUACUGGAACCAAUCGAGCACGAAUGCACUGUUUAUUGCUGCUUCUGCUGAAAUGGACAAAGAGGCAAAUCACAUGAUUAUCCCUAAUGGUUACAAUCUCGGAAGGGAUUGGAUCGCAGGUAAUGCCACAGCCAAGGCUAUAAACAACGCAACUGCAGACCUCACGCAGAAAGGGCAGACGGUGGGAUACUGGACGAGGAAUGGCGAUGCAGCCACCAACGUCUCUUUCACAUACGAAACUGAAUUGAGCUUUAAAUCCAACCUAACCACCUACAACAGCUCAAUGGUCAACCACAAUGAACAGGUAUCCGUGAAUGGUAACCCUCCCCAGGAUGGUCUGGUUGCUUUGCUCAAAGUCAGCAUUAAGAGCGGCAACAACCAAGUUAAUGCUGAUAGCUGGGCUGUUGCGCACGGCGUGUCCUACGUCUUUGCGACCCUAUCCGUAAUCCUCUCAGCUAUUUAUCUUGUUUAUUGA